Molecule: messenger RNA, 689 nt
Organism: Raphanus sativus (radish)
Lineage: Eukaryota; Viridiplantae; Streptophyta; Magnoliopsida; Brassicales; Brassicaceae
Product: putative F-box protein At5g44220
Exons: 1
Coding region: 67-657 (196 amino acids)
Molecular function (GO): protein binding
Source: RefSeq, a predicted model, not a curated record
GAUUAUUUAUGAUCUUUUCCUACUGUCAAUGUGGGAGACCUUCUCUCUAACUCUUUACCACAGCAAAUGACGGCAGAAGAAUCUCUGAGACUGUCAAAGUGGCAAUCAGCUAGGCAAUCAUGGAACCAACGCCGCCUUCACUUGGGGUUACAAAACAAGACGAUUUCAGAUCUGCUUCCGACCGAUCUCGUCAUGGAGAUAUUCAAACGGUUACCGGUCAAAACCCUAGCGAGGCUUAUUUGUGUCUCGAAGCUCUCUGCAUCCAUCAUCCGCAGCCGAGAUUUCAUGAAAGUGUUCCUUACCGAGUCUUCCAACCGACCUGGUCGUCUCUUCUUCAUCUUCAAGCGUUACAAAGAUAGCUUCCUUUUCACGGCAUCCCUUCAAACCCUAAAUCCAGGUGAAGCCUCCGUAGCUAUGACUCAUCCUGCAUUUGAUGCCGAGGCAAAAAAUUGUUCCUCUCUUCAUGGUUUGAUUUGUUAUGCAACUGCUUGUGCCUCUGGGCUUAAAGUGUACAACUCCAGCACCAAGAGAUCGACCACACUGCCUAAACUCGAGCUUGAAACUUCCGUCGAAAGCCACUUCUUAGGUUAUGAUGGUAUUGGUGGUGUGUACAAAGUGUUGUGUAUGACCGACCAAAGCCUGUUUUUCAGGUUUUGACCUUAGGAGACGGGAGUUCAUGGAAGACCAUU